Messenger RNA from Stegastes partitus (bicolor damselfish), 4160 nucleotides. RefSeq names its product NRDE-2, necessary for RNA interference, domain containing (gene nrde2). The record is from RefSeq and is a predicted model, not a curated record. The transcript has 19 exons. Gene Ontology annotation, biological process: RNA processing; regulatory ncRNA-mediated heterochromatin formation; negative regulation of RNA catabolic process. NCBI's taxonomy places the organism in Eukaryota, Metazoa, Chordata, Actinopteri, Pomacentridae. Gene Ontology annotation, cellular component: catalytic step 2 spliceosome. The coding region runs from base 6 to 3629 and encodes 1207 amino acids. Gene Ontology annotation, molecular function: protein binding.
UGUUUAUGCGACACUCCAACAUGGCUCUGUUUCCAGCAUUUGCAGAAGUAGCGGAUAACAAAGAUGAGGAUUCGUCCAAAGAUUUGGAAUGGCUGAACAACAAAAGUUUUCAGACUGUGGAUGCCCUGUCUCUUCACAGCCGUUUUUUAGAUAAGACCAGCGAGAAGCUGAACAAGAGGGAAGCAAGUGUUGACAGAGAGGUGAGUUCUGCAGAAGAGGAGAAUGAAGAGAAGGGAGAGAGUAAUGUCCCACCCAGAAAGAAGAAAAAAAAGAGUGAAAAGAAGAGGAAAAAGAAGAAAAAGCACAAAAAGAAGAGUGGGAGAUAUUCGGGCAGCAGUGGAUCUGACUCUGACACCAUCUACCCCAGUGAUCUCAAAAGGGAGCAGGAGGCAGAGAGGCACAAGGUUGCUCCGUUAGCAAGUUGUUUCUCCUGGUUGGAUGACCUGCAGUCGCCCACAGAGCGGCCAUUCUGUGUGGACCGUAAACCAGAUCCAGCCAACUGGACUUACAAAUCCCUGUACAGAGGAGACGUAGCCAGGUACAAGAGGAAAGGCCACUCGUCUUUGGGUCUGGACUGUCGCAGACAGGAAGUCAGCUGGGAGGAUACAGAGACUAACAAGAAACAGAAAGGUGGGAGCAGCAAGAAAGGAGCAGACAGAUACUUCUCUACAGUGAGUCGGCAGCUGCUGAGGCGUGAGCUCCCUGUUCCUGUAUUUCCCACGAUUCCUGGUUGCAGUGAUUCCUCCACCACCCCCUUCGUCCCACUGGGUGACAAUGACGGGGAAAACAAAGGACGAGAGACAGGUGACCGAGCGCAGCCAUCAUCAGUAAAUCCCCUCGGUGUGUAUGACUCCUCCACGGCCCUCUGGCUGCAGGGGAAAGGACAGCAGGACCAGCAGAAGCAAGACAACCAGACAGGAGAGAGCACUGUGCUUUUGGCAGGGAGGACCGAAGAGUUUAACCGGCGGCUCAGAGAGCAGCCAGCAGACGCCCAGCUAUGGAUAGAAUUCAUACGAUACCAGGAUGAGCUGAGUGCAGCAGCGUUUGGAGGCGAGGAGGAGCAACAGAGCAAUGAUUCAGCUGAGCAUCGGAAGUCUUCCUACAAAGCAGUCCUGGAGAAAAAGCUGAGCAUCGCGGAGCGUGCUGUGGCCACCAACCCCCUCUGCAUAGCUCUGCAGCUCGAGAGGCUCAGGAUCUGCCAAGAGCUCUGGGAGCCCUCAGUUUUGGCUAAAGAAUGGAAGAAACUGGUGUUCCUCCACCCAAACAGUGCCACCUUGUGGAGGGAGUAUCUGCUCUUCACUCAGAGCUACUUCAGUAACUUCACUGUGUCAAAAGUCAACUCUGCUUAUGGGAAGUGUCUGAGCAUGCUCAGUGCUGUGCGGGACGGCAGCAUGGUCUCUCAUCCAGCUCUGCCAGGAAUAGAGGAGGAUAUGUUGGAUAUCUUCACCCAGCAGUGUCACUUCCUGCGUCAGUCUGGUCACUCAGAGAAGGCGAUUUCUCUGUUUCAGGCCAUGAUGGACUUUACUUUUUACAAACCUGACAGUGUACGAAAACUCUCCACUAAGCAGCAGGCUGAGUUCUUUGAGCCUUUCUGGGACAGCGGGGAGGCGAGAGUUGGAGAGCUGGGGGCCAGAGGCUGGAAAGCCUGGAUGCUCCAACAAGAGCGAGGAGGGUGGCUUCAGCCCAGUGCAGAGGAAGAGGAAGAGGAGGAAGAGGAUGAGGAGGAGGUGAAGGAUAGGAGCCAGCCCAGGUGGACUGUCUGGCUGGAUGUGGAGUCGUCUCGUGAGGCAGCUCACUGGUUGCCCUGGAGGCCUGACAAAGCCAAGGGCCAGUCAGAAGAGGACUGUGAGGAUCCUGACAGACAGGUCUUGUUUGAUGACAUUGGUUCAUCCCUAAUUUGCCUGUCUUCGCCAGAGCUCCAGCUUCGUCUUCUUCUCCACUUCUUGUCAUUCCUGGGUCUGCCUGUGGACUCUGUGCUCUCUGCUACCCCCUGUCAGCCUGGCCUGAUUCUAGAGAGCCUUUCUCUACUCACUCAGGGUAACAAGCUCCGGCACCCGCUGACCUGCUUUGACCUACCUGACCCUGGGGUCAACUCUGUAGGUCACAUGACCACUCUUCAGGGAACAAGGAAGUGGGUGGGUCUCGGGAAGCAGGGCGAGAAGUUUGUCACCAGCGUAUUCAGUAUGGUCCAGCCUGUCCUUCCUCCCGACCACCGAGCAUUUUUGUCACUCAGCUGGAUCCAGUACGAGAAAGUCAAGGUCAUGCGUUGUUUGCACAGUGGGAAUAAAAAGCGUCUUCGCACUCAAGGCAAGAGCAGCAAACGAGUUGCAAAGCGGCUGCUCAAAGAACCAGACAACCGUUCAUCACUGGUGUUGUGGCGGGAGUACGCCCACCUGGAGUGGAUGCUGGACAACCUGGACGAGGCUCGGAAAGUGUUCUCCACUGCAACAGCAAUAGGGGGAACCAAAGGGCUGAGUAGCCCCACUCUCUGUGAGCUGUGCCUCCUGUGGUCCCAGCUGGAGGCAGAGGACAAAGCCAAAGAGCAAGGAGGGACACAAACUGAUAUAACAGCAUCCCCUGCUGUGUGUAUACUGACCAGGCUAGCAGAAGGAACCUCUUCGUCCUCACAAUCCGUCUCCCCAGUUUCCAUCCUGAAAGCCAGGAGAUCCUAUGAGCAGGCUCUGACUGCCAGCCUGUCAGCCCUGGACCAACACGUCCGGCCCAAAGCACCAGACCAAGAGGACCUACUAGGAGAGAAGCUGAGGUUGAGAGGUCUGGUCGGCUGCUAUGCUCUGUUCCAGUACCUCACAGUGAGCAUCCAAGCAGCUAACACUGUUUACAGCCAAGCCAGAGAGAGGAUGGAGGAACUGUACCGCACUCUGACACCUGAAAAGCAGCUAAACAGUAAUGACGAAGCCAACCUUGCUAGCACUGAUGGAAGCCACUCUGCAGCUGAUUCCACUCCCACCAACAGACACUGUGUCAACAGGAUUGCUGCUGAGUGUGAGGUGUUAGCAGUGCAGCAGGCAGCACUGCUGAAGUACCACAACAGCAUCGGUGUGUUUCCACUGGUGACACUGAGACAAACUCUGACUUCUGCCCUCUCAGUCUGGCCUAGCAGCGCUCCUCUCUGGAGUAUAUAUGUACAGGUGGAGAACCGUUACCAUAGUGCUGGCCGAGCCCGACGUUUUUUUAACUCUGUAACCAGGGACACCAGCAGCAUGGUACCACGCCUCUUUGCCAUUGUUGCUGAACAACAAAGGAAGCAGCUGGUGGAUGCUGCUCAGAGGUCUUGUUGCCAUGAUGAUGCCUUGCCCAUUCUGCCAGAGAAUGGCCUCAGCAACCGUAUUCGUGGUCUGUUUGAAAGCGCCAUAGCAACAGAGAUGGGUGCUCACUGUCCUUUGGUCUGGAGGAUGUACAUCCACUUCCUGGUGUCAGAAGGAAAGGUGGAUAGAGCCAGAGGGAUCUUCUACAAGGCCUUACAGAACAUUCCCUGGGCUAAGGGUUUGUACAUGGAUGCCGUGCAGCUGUUCCCUGAGCAUCUGCAGGAGUUCGUAGAUCUGAUGACGGAGAAAGAACUACGACUGAGGCUGCCUUUAGAGGAACUGGAUAUACUCCUAGAAGACUGAACACACACACAUCAUUCAAAAACUUUAGUUUGCUUUAUACUGGCAACAUGCCAACCUGCAUACUGGAACACUUGAUGGCAAGAACAGGACACACACAGGCAGCACAUACACACAUAUGUAGCUGCACUAUUCAACCAUUGCAGUGAUGGAAAUAAAGGCAAAGAGCUACCCUUUGUAUAUAUCAUCUCAAAGUGUUUUAAUUACCAGAGCAAACCACUAGAACUGUGAUUUACUACCUGAUAUUGUCAAUAAAUUUAAGAUUAAUUUCAGUGUUUUGUGCUGUAGGUUUGUCUGUGUGAUGAGCAUACAUCCAGAUGGAGUUUGAAGGCCUGUUUGCAGUUAAAUGUAUUAAAAAACACUUUAAUGUAUUGUAUGCCACUGCAAAGAUAACCUCAGCAUUAGAGUCUAGUGACAGAAAUUCUUAACAAGUAAGUAAACAUAAAAAAGACAACCGAAAUUUAAAACAUUACUCUACCUCAGCAUUUAUCAAAUUUCAAUCUUGAAUAUUCCAAAUUAAAAUACUUCAGUUUG